GGGCAGAAAGACGCAGUCAGGAAUCAUCGGAUCAACCGGAGUGGACAUACAGCGCCGGGCUCGAGACCAGGACCUUGGAGAGCGCCGCGGAUAGCGCCAAACGCAGACAGCUCUCUCUCUAGUGCACAUGUGUAAAGCGAUGUUACAACGGACCGGCCCCCAGCUGCUCCUCCUAAUAGCCCUGUGCAGUGUGUUGUACUCCCGGACCCUGAGUCUGCCAUACACAUCCAUGAGACCGACGAGACACGCCGACGGUCUGUUCACCAGCGGAUACAGCAAACUCCUGGGGCAGCUCUCGGCGCGGAGGUACCUGGAGUCUCUGAUCGGCAAGCGGGUCAGCGACGAGCUGAUGGAGGAGCCGGUGAAGCGUCACUCGGACGCCAUCUUCACAGACAACUACAGCCGCUUCCGCAAACAGAUGGCCGUCAAGAAGUACCUGAACUCGGUCUUGACGGGGAAGAGGAGCCUAGAAGAUCCCGGUGCCAGCGACCCGGAGGAGUCCAGGGACGACCCCAACACUUUCCAGGAGAGCUACGACGACAUCAACGUAGAUCACCUGCUAAACAACUUUCAACUGCCACUUUGAGGAGGGGCCCCGCGCUCGUGUGAAUACCUCAACUCAUCCUCAUGAAAAACCGCCCAUUCCAAACAACAACAACAACAACAACAACAACAGUAUUAAUCCAAAAGGACAGUCGCAAUCAAAUGAACCAACGAUGAUGAUGAUGAUGAUGAUGAUGUGUUCCUCCGAUGUGGUUAUCUAUCUAUCCAUCCACACAGUACAUGUUUACACUGUAUAUACACACACACACACAAUAUUAAUCACUAAAGAUUAUGUGCAGUUUGCUUCGAUCAACGUUCCGAGAUAGAGACGGCACCGGCAUGGCAACAGUAACUAGAAACAGAAGUACGUCUUUCACUUUUUUCCCUUUUUCUUCUAAGACCAGUGUUGUUCCAUUGACUUGCGAUGGGAACUUUUCUGCCCCCGGUAACGUCUGUAAGGGAUCUGUCGGUGGAAACGUUCGACCCGUUUGAACGUCAACAGUUUCUCCAUUGAUCUCCUGUUUUGACCGACACUUGUUCAAUUAGUGUUGAAUGGGGAAAACUAUAUAUAUAUAUAUAUGAUUCAAUUCUUAUGAAUUUUCCACCCACAAAAGUUCCCUUAACUUCCGGCGGAGGACACCUUAACUUGUUGCUCCUUAACUUACCUGCUUGGCGGAAACAGAAGUGUAACAAACUGUCUCACUGACUUCAGCUGAAGCACGGCCCCCGUUACUUUUAAUAGUAAGUAGAGUUAUUUAAAAUAUUGAAUGUAACAUUGCUUCGAGAUCAUUGUUGCACUAUCAACUUUUAAUGGAAAGAUUUUCCUGAAAGUAUACUUUUGACGGAAUAAACGUUCUAUUGAAUUUGAGCAUAAUUUGUUUCAUUUAAUUUUUAGCAAGUUGAACCGGUUGAACUUUAACUGAUCAGCCGUCUCGUUUACGUUCAGUUGAUCCACUGUCACUUUAAGAGAAAAACUAGCUCAUUAUGAAUCCGUCUGAUUUACUAAUCAAUAUUGACAUUACAGUAUAGAGCACAAUUAGCUUUCGGUGGAAUAACUGCUUUGGAACCAAACUUUAACUGAACCAUGGUCCAAUUUAUAUUUUUAUCAAAUGGAAUUUAGUGGAACGUUUGUCACAUUUUCAAUUGAACCAUUUUGCCAAAUAAUAAGUUCUAAUCUGAUUGAAUUCCGGUGACAAUUAUUCUUUUAACUUUCAUUUCAACAUUUCAAACAAAAAAAACAACCAUAUCCUUAGAAGUUUGGCGACUCUUUCGUUAGCUUAGCAUCGCCUAAUUAGCUUUGAAUGCAACGUUGAACAGUUAAUGAACGGUUUCAUUAACUUUCGAGGGAGCGCCUCAGAUUAAUAAUCUCCAUUACCUUUCACAUGUCACAAGUGUUCUAUUAAUUUUCAAUGGAAAUGUUUCCACCUCAUCACGUUUCACGGCGUAAAUUGAGGUAUAAAAUUUAACCCAUUAACUUAACGUUUGACCUGUUGAUCGUCAAUGGAACAGCGCUGGUUUUCAUUUAUCGAUUUCAUUGUCAUCAUGGUACCUCGUUUAUGAUUGCACCAUUGAUUUUUCAAAGGUGCAAUCAGGAUCCAAGUGCCGACUUAGUCGCAUUAAAGAAUCCAAAAGUGAUUAUUCGACGAUAAAAACAGAUAAACAAGAGGAAGAGGAAGGGGAACACAUAUGCAUAUAAUCACUUUAUACUAUUCAACAUGUAGAGCAAAGCAGUUAUAUCAUGUGCAUUGACCUGCCUGUAGCGCAUAAUAGUGAUGUACGCCACUCACCAAAUAAAAAGAUGUUGGUUUAUUUUUCACAGCCG
This is a messenger RNA of Scophthalmus maximus (turbot), 2365 nucleotides long. Its product is annotated as vasoactive intestinal peptide. The coding region runs from base 128 to 586 and encodes 152 amino acids. The record is from RefSeq and is a predicted model, not a curated record. The transcript has 6 exons. Lineage: Eukaryota; Metazoa; Chordata; Actinopteri; Pleuronectiformes; Scophthalmidae. Gene Ontology annotation, cellular component: extracellular region; perikaryon; neuron projection. Gene Ontology annotation, biological process: phospholipase C-activating G protein-coupled receptor signaling pathway; positive regulation of protein catabolic process; adenylate cyclase-activating G protein-coupled receptor signaling pathway. Gene Ontology annotation, molecular function: peptide hormone receptor binding; neuropeptide hormone activity.